This is a messenger RNA of Vanrija pseudolonga, 1410 nucleotides long. It is a transcript of the gene ydcJ, whose product is annotated as putative protein YdcJ. NCBI's taxonomy places the organism in Eukaryota, Fungi, Basidiomycota, Tremellomycetes, Trichosporonales, Trichosporonaceae. The coding region runs from base 19 to 1356 and encodes 445 amino acids. Gene Ontology annotation, molecular function: oxidoreductase activity. The transcript is spliced from 2 exons. The record is from RefSeq and is a predicted model, not a curated record.
CCCCUCCCCACCCUCGCCAUGUCCGCCGCCACCUUUGUCUCCAAGGACGAGCUCCGCGCCCGUUUCUGCUCGGCCCUCAGCGCCAUGUACCGCGCCGAGGUGCCCCUCUACGGAGACCUCAUCGAGCUCGUCGACGACGUCAACGCCGAGACUGGCAUCAAGCCUGAGGACCGCCUCAAAGUUGAGCGCCACGGUGCCAUCCGCCUCGGCAAGCCCGACGAGCUGGCCAUGAUCGCGCGCCUCUUCGCCCAGAUGGGCAUGGAGCCCGUGGGCUACUACGACCUGUCGCCUGUCGGCGUUCCCGUCCACGCGACUGCCUUCCGCCCCACCGCGCGCUCGUCGCUCGCGUACAACCCCUUCCGCGUCUUCACGUCGCUGCUCCUCCCUGAGCUCCUCGAGCCCGAGCUCCGCGCCGAGGUCGAGGCCGUGCUUGCCAACCGCGACAUCUUCCAGCCUGAAGUACGCACACUCGUCGCCAAGUCGGAGUCCGACGGCGGACUCGUCGAGGCCGACGCUGCCCUGCUUGUCGAGAAGGCCCUCGACACUUUCCGCUGGCACGACACUGCCCUCGUAACCCGCGACGUCUACGAGCGCAUGCACGAGGCGCACGCCCUCGUCGCCGACAUUGCCGCCUUCAAGGGCCCCCACAUCAACCACCUCACGCCGCGCGUGCUCGACAUCGACGCCGCGCAGGAGGGCAUGUCGCGCCGCGGCAUCACGCCCAAGACCAUCAUCGAGGGCCCGCCCCGCCGUGCGUGCGAGAUCCUCCUCCGCCAGACGUCGUUCCAGGCGCUCACCGAGCCGAUCAACUUCCCCGGCGGCGGCUCGACCUCGGGCUCGCACCGCGCGCGCUUCGGCGAGAUCGAGCAGCGCGGCCAGGCCCUCACGCGCAAGGGCCACGCGCUGUACCUCGAGCUCAUGUCCAAGAUCCCCGCGGCGGUCGACAACGCGUCCCACCAGAAGGCGCUGGGCAAGGUGUUCGAGGCGUUCCCAGACACUUGGGAGGAGAUCGCCGCGCAGGCGCUCGGAUACUUUGAAUACGCGCUCGUCGGCGCCGCGCCCUCCGCGCCCAAGGCACUCGCCGAGCUCGUCCGCGACGGCGUCGUGUCCCAGACGCCCGUGACGUACGAGGACUUCCUCCCCGCCUCGGCGGCCGGCAUCUUCCAGUCCAACCUCGACUCGCCCGACUCGCCGGGCAAGCGCUCGCCUUCGCCCCCUGCACGCAACGCUACCCGGGAAAAGUUUGCCGCCCUCCUGCCUAUCAAGCUGAGGGAUAGCUUCGCGCUCCACGAGGGGAUCCAGGAGAGCUCGAUCCGCAAGCUCGAGGAGCAGCUUGGCUGGAAGCUGCCUGCGUAAGCAACGGGUGGCGUGUAUUCGUAUAAUGUAUUACAUGCAGGCAUUGUAUUGGCA